Molecule: messenger RNA, 630 nt
Organism: Aspergillus nomiae NRRL 13137
Lineage: Eukaryota; Fungi; Ascomycota; Eurotiomycetes; Eurotiales; Aspergillaceae
Exons: 2
Coding region: 1-630 (209 amino acids)
Biological process (GO): microtubule-based movement
Cellular component (GO): cytoplasmic dynein complex; cytoplasm
Molecular function (GO): dynein intermediate chain binding
Source: RefSeq, a predicted model, not a curated record
AUGGCGCAUACAACACCGUCUUCGCAGAUUCCGCAACACGUCACUUCCCUCCUUUCACAUCUAACAUCGCGUCCGGGAGUUCAGUCCACCUUCAUCCUUUCGCGCAAAGAUGGGUCCAUAAUUCAGAGCACGGGGCUGCUGGCGACGAAGCCAGCGGGCAACAGCAGUCCAGAUGUCUCUCAGGCCGAUCCAGCUGCCGAGGAGCAGUCGGAAUCUACUUUGACCCCUGCAGAAUCAUCCAUCCCUUCCACAACGUCUAGCACAACUACCCUUACCCAUCAAACCUCCUACCAACCGUCCCAGGCGGAAGCGCUAGCAGCUCGCAUUUUUGCUUUUGUUUCCAGCGCUGCGGAUCUAAGCUUGUCGCUCUCACGACCCCUGAAUGAAAACGCCCACGGCUCUAAAACAGAUCCGAACGGCUUGCAAGAAGGGUUAGGCAAUGGAAUAUUCCGGGACGAUGGAGACGGAGAGGCAUCGGAGAAGGAGGACGACGAUGAAGUCAAGCUCCUGCGGCUGAGAACUAAAAAGCAUGAGAUUGUUGUUGUUCCGGAUAAGAAGUAUCUGCUUUGUGUGGUACAUGAUGCGGCGCACCCGACGGGGAACCCGAGUGCCGGGUUGCGCUCGCGGUAA